GAAAAAAAGGUGUUUGCUUCAAGAAUCCACGAUGGUUGGGUUGGGAGGAAGAACGGGAGUGAGUCUCGGGUGGUCUCAGCUCUGGAGCGACUCGCUGAGCUCGUCGCGCGGUUUCUAUACGUGAGACAGAUUGUAGCGGGAUUCGCGAACGAGAACACGCGUUCCCGCGCUGUUAUUUUGUUCCUGCUCCUCGUUCUCGUUGAUUGCGUCUUCUCAUUGCGAGUAUUGUGCACACUUCAUAAUCCGCGUGUUUCGUCAGCUAAAGUAACGUGUGCAUAUUUGUUUUGCAAAAAAAAAAACAAAAAUAUAUAACGUUACACGAUUAAAAUCAGUGAUGGCGUUAAGAAAUAACCCGUGACCCACCGCGAUUUUUCAAUGGUUCGAACCGUCAGUGCUCAAAAACGAGAAGAGAGACGCUCGUCGUGUCGUAUGACGUUUCUUAAGAAUUCUCAAAUACGGUUUACACCAGUCCGCUGUUGAGCAAACUCGCGUCGUCAGCACUCUCAACGAUAAGAGAGAAACGCUCAGUUUUGACGAAGACGAAAAAUGCAAAAGGAUCUCUCGCUCAUUCACGAUCGGUGUAAGAUGAACAAAAUCGUCCGCGUAUCGCCCGUAUUUAUAGUUUAAAUUUGUACCAGCCAGUGAAAAAUCACACCUCCGUUUAGUGCUCAAAAGAACAAACGUACCAUUAGAAAGCAAAGGAAGAAACGUUAGAUGUGAAAAAAUAAUCAAAGUCUUGACUAUAGAACAAACCAAAUAGGAAGAUAAAAUUCUAAAAAUUGUACAAUUUGUAAUUUAUUGUGAAAUAAAAUUUAAAACCAACUGAAAAUGGAUUGUUUCGUGUUUGAUUUAACGACGUGAUGGAAGUAAAUCACAAUUAUUGAACUUCAUCGUCAAUAUUGUGAGAUAACAUUUAGAAAAAAUAAACAAAAACUGAAUUGCUUCGUGGUGGAAGCGAUAAUGUAAAAACAUAAAAUAAUUGUAAAAAAAUGAGCAUCCUUGUUGAAGAAACAGUUCAGUGGACAGGAAGACAUAAAUAUGUAAUAAAAGAAAACCAAUAAACGUCAAAACAAAGAAAUCGUUUCAGUGUGAAGUGGUCGAUGGAAUAUCGAGAGGUUUUGAAACUUCCGUUUUGUGAAAAAGCACAGGAGCACACGUGUUUGAGAAACAACAAGAAUUCGAGAGCUAAAAGAAGAUUCGAAAGGUAUGCAUAUUCGAAGAAUGAUCGAUGAAUCGAGCGGCGUGAAUGCGGAUGGGGAGAGAAAAACGAGAUCGAGCGAAUCAUCGAGAAAGGACGAAGAUGAAGGGGAGGGUAAGGAGAAGGGCGAUGAUGAUUCAGGGACGAGUGAGAGAUGUGAGAAAGGAUCGACGAAGAAACAGCGUUCCACGAGGUAUGCGACGAUCGACAGCCUUGCGCUCAAAAGAGCGAGUCUACCGUUGCGAUUGUUAGCAACGGUGACAAUCGACGAUGAUGCCUGUGAUGAGUCUGCGGGCGAAAUCGUCCUUGCAACGACAACGCCGACAACGACGAAUCGCAAAAGCACACCGAGACGUCCGAGUUUCAAGGUUCGAUCCGGAGGCGCAGUAACGGAGCAUCCACGGAGAUUUCGAGCUCGCACGCGGACGCAUCAACAGCCCGGAACCGGAGGUGGGUCGUUCAAAGUGCAGCGGGCCAUUUCUCGAGGGAUCGGCGAGAGGCUCGCGAUGCUCGAGAGUCUGGUCGACGAGAACAAGCUCGGUUCCAGUGCGGCCGACAGUCCACCAGGAAUUCCAAGCGUUCCCGGGGAAAAGCCGGUCGCACCGGUCUACGAGGCCAUAUCCGAAUCAAUUGGCGAAAGAAAAGCGGACGAGGCGACUUCGAAACGCGCCCGUUCGCCCCUCGCCAAUUCGAGCUUUCUCUGGGGCGGUGCCGGCCGACCUGAACAGAAACGAGCCUCUCCUCGAAACGAGGCCAAGGUCGAAAUUUCUCCGGGCAACGAUGACGAAGCUACGACGACCAGUGCUGACGCUUACGACGACGUCGGUUUCUCCCCCGGUCACUUUCCCCACCGCGACGAGGAAGACGAGGACGCCGACUACGACGACGUCGGGCCUUCCUCCGUGGCCGAACGGAUCCCUGCGAACCGGUGCUCCACCGAGACUCUUCGGGACGACUCGAACCUCCAAAUCUACGACGACGUCGGCCCCAGUGCUCAACCGGAGCCGAAGACACCCGCCACGAGCCCGAGUGACAACGAGUACUCCUCCAUCGACGAAAACGACGAUGCCGACCUUCCGGACGAAACCUACGACGAUGUUCGAGCUCCCAGUCACGAGGAACGCGUCAACAGCCUGUACGCCGGAUUCGACGUAGGCCGACGAAUCAACAGCAAUGGUCGCGAAUCCGAAUGGGAAGAUUUGGAAGACGUCGCUGCACCUGGAGAACGCUCCGACCGAGAAAAAAAAACCGACUCUCGGUCACGGAGGAAAGUCGUCAACGGACGGUCCCGAGGAGCUGGACGACGCAAGUCGAGAACGGGGCGAAGGAGUCGACCGAACAGUCGCUACGCGAGUCGUACAGAUCUUGAAACGGCCAUCGACACCGCUUCGGACGAUUCGAAUUACGAGACUUUGUUCUCGUCGUUUCCGUCUGACGAGUUCAGCAGCGGUACCGAUGGCGAAGGCGACGAAGGCUCCGUCAAAAAUAAUUGGCCGCAAGGAAGUGGCGGUAACGAUGCCCGUCUCCAGCCGAUUCCUGGCCAGGAAGCACCCUCCAGACCGGUCCCACCACCUCCUCGAGAAUCAAGCCUCACCGAGAGUCUUGGCAAAAGAAUGAAAAUGCUCAGGAGAACGUGGAGCAUUACGAAGGGCAGCCUUGGACGGAUGCGAAGAAGAACGUCGACGACGAGCAACUGCGGGGAAGCGAACGAUCCGAACGGCCAACCUCUCGACGACGGGGCUAACAAAUAUUUUCACUCUGAUCCACGAAAGUAUUUCAGCUUUAAGAAACACUUCAGGAAAGGCACGAGUAGCUCCAACGUUACCGGACUCUCGAGGUUUUAUCUCGGAACUAGUGAUUUUCUCGAUAACGAAAGACUCUCGAGCAACAAUAAUCGCAGCAGUAAGGAAGAAAUUUAUAGCAAUUCUAGUGGCGAAUCCAAUUGGUAUACCAACUCAGAAUAUUGGAGAUCAAGCGAUGGCGGGGGAAGCGAAAAUGAGCAUCAUUACAAUGUCCUCGAUGUGGAACCGCUGUACCAGUUUUAUGCAGCUGCGGCGGCAGCCCGAGUCGCUUUUGAGUCAGAUUCCGAGGGCUACGAAGAGGUCGAAGAUCCUAUGCCGUGUUCGCCAUCGUCAGCUUUCGACCUAGCCAAACCUGGACACAGAACUCUCUGGUGUCAGACGCCCCGGGUGAAAGAGGGCGGUUUCCUUCAACGACUGACGCCCGACGAGAAAAAGUGUCAAGAAGCGAAAUUCGAAAUCCUCACUUCGGAAGCUUCGUACUUGAACUCCCUUCGCGUGCUUGUCGAUGAAUUUUUAAACAAUCACGAUCUCGUCCACGAAGUUCUUACACCAAGCGAAAGGGACAAACUCUUUGGCAGAGUCCCUGGGGUCCUAAUGGCUUCGGAAAGCUUGCUCGCUGAACUCGAAACUGUUUGGAAUAACGAUCCUAUGCUCCCGGGUUUGCCGGAAAUCUUGUUGAAUUAUGCGCAAAGAUCUUCGCUCGCCUACGUCGCUUAUUGCUCCAACCAAGUCAGCAUCGACUCGACUCUCAAAGACUUGAGGAGUAAAAAAGGUUCGAAAUUCGUCGAGACGAUAUCGAGAAUAGAGUCUCAUUCCGCUUGCCAGAAUCUCACUCUACACUCGUUUCUCAUGUUGCCAAUGCAACGAGUCACAAGGUUGCCACUGUUGGUGGAUGCCGUUUUGUCAAAACUGUCGGCUGAGAACAAGGAAGAGCGAAAGCGCUGGGAAAUUGCUCUUUCCCAAUUGGGUCAAGUCGUUAUGGAGUGCAACGAAGGAGCUCGAGUAGCAGGAAGAUUUGCAGAAACGGAAGCCCUGGAAAGGAAACUUGAAUAUUCACAAAAAAUACCACCGAUCGCGUUGCGAGAUCGUUACUUGAUACGACGAGGUCGCGUCGUUCAAAUGCUCGCCAAAUCGGACGUUGAUUAUAAGCUGACUUUUGGCAAAAAGUAUCACAAGACUUGUCUCUACCUCUUUUUGUUAACGGAUCAUCUCCUCAUCGCAAAACCCAAGUCAAGCACGAACGAAGAAACGUACACGGUGGUCGACACCUGUAAAAGGAAUCUAAUCGAACUGGAAAAAGUUAGCGAAGAUUCUCCUUUCGCUGGACGCAACGCGAUGAUGCUGACUUUACUAGAAAAUUAUUCCGGACGUCACGUUGAGUACAUUUUGACUUGCGAGAGUCCGACGGAGCGAGAGCGUUGGCUCGACGCGAUUUCACCUGCCACUCCGAGUCUGGUAGGUGAAUCUUUGUACGAAACUUGGGACUGUCCUCAGGUAAUGGUUCUCUAUCCUUACGCAGCGGCCCAACCCGACGAACUGUCAGUUCAACCAGGAGAAGUAAUAAACGUUCUGAGGAAAAUGAGCGACGGUUGGCAUCUGGGUGAAAAACUUUUGGGCGGAGAACAAGGCUGGUUCCCUGGUAAUUACGCCAAGGAAGUCGCUUCGGAGCACGUCAGAGCGAAAAAUCUUCGUCAACGUCAUCGCCUGAUGGCUCUCAACACGAGCGUCUCCCAACAACGUAAAAGAGUUUGAGUCGAGAAAAAAAUUAGACAGAAAGCGAAGAGCGGCAUUAUUUAAAACUCAUUUUAUUCUGUAUUGUAUCAUUGUUAUAAAAUAUAAAUUUUAUGCGUUUAACAAAA
Venturia canescens is the source of this 4859-nucleotide messenger RNA. RefSeq names its product Ephexin (gene Exn). Gene Ontology annotation, molecular function: protein binding; guanyl-nucleotide exchange factor activity. The record is from RefSeq and is a predicted model, not a curated record. The transcript has 13 exons. NCBI's taxonomy places the organism in Eukaryota, Metazoa, Arthropoda, Insecta, Hymenoptera, Ichneumonidae. Gene Ontology annotation, biological process: activation of GTPase activity. Bases 1207 to 4752 code for a protein of 1181 amino acids.